Messenger RNA from Cyphomyrmex costatus, 2286 nucleotides. RefSeq lists its product as uncharacterized. Bases 1 to 1338 code for a protein of 445 amino acids. Gene Ontology annotation, cellular component: extracellular matrix. The record is from RefSeq and is a predicted model, not a curated record. Lineage: Eukaryota; Metazoa; Arthropoda; Insecta; Hymenoptera; Formicidae. The transcript is spliced from 6 exons. Gene Ontology annotation, biological process: cell adhesion.
AUGAACAGUAAAAUAAUAAUUGAAAGAGAUUACAAUAAAAAUUCAGAAAAGAUCGAAGGUCGAACGCAUGACCCAACUUACAGCCUAUAUAGAUUAGGGGAGAGAUUGUCUACGGGUGCUAAAUUAUAUGUAGAAACCGGAAGAGCCGAUGGAUUGGACACGGAUGGGGAUUCGCCCAACAGUCUUCACUCAUUCACGGGUCCUCCGAUUCCUCAAGGUGAAGGCACGAGUGUCACUCGGGCCUUUUUGGACGGCAAUCAUACUCUAAUUAGCAUUAUGGCGCGCAUCAAUCCCAGUCCCGAUUGGUUCGUAGGCGUGGAUUCCUUCCAACUGUGCAUCGAGGGCAAUUGGGUCGAUGCCGUUUCCGUGGAGCUCGACCCGCUGGAUGGGGGCACGGAUAACGGCUUCACAUUCACGGCUGCCAACUGGCCGACGAAGCCCCAAGGAAUCGCUUACAGGAUCACAUCCCGAUAUCCGCCACAUCCCGCGGGAAGCUUCUAUUAUCCGAAUCUAUUUCGUCUGCCGCGGAUAGCUACCCUCACAUUCACUAAGCUGCGCGAGUACACCCUGACCGAAUCGUAUCACGAAGACGAAGUCGAGGUAGAAUUCGUCAGCAAUGACAAUCUGCAAGCGAACAGCGAGGCUCCCAGAGGAAUCGAUCCGAACAGGGACCUAAACGAAGCCAUAGCCGAAGAACGAAGGGAAAUGGACACUUCUAGAUACAGAUACUGGAGCACGACCGGCAGUGGCCAGCAAGUCGUGACGGACAUUCCGCGAGACAACAAGGCGGCGAUCAUCAACAGCAUCGCCACGUCGUACGCUCUGCAGAGACCGAGGUACACCGCGACCGCGAUACCGCGAACAUCGAAGGCCGUCGUUGACGGUAAAACGAGAUACAGCGAGACAGGGAAGUCCGACUGGCCAUAUUACCAGACGUACAGGCAAACAGCAGAGACGCAGAAGGCGCAAAUCUACGAGGACAUACAGAGGAAGAUUGCUAACGUGUCGAACGUGUCGAGUAUGGGCUACUCAUUCGUGAACAACGUGACCAACUUGGCGGAUCAGCGCCAGCACAGAUUCAGGAUGAAACAUCAUGGAUUGACAUCCAAAGGCAAACGAAUUAGAACACGUGCACCGAGAGAUUGCAAGAUCGGCGAAUGGGGCCCGUGGAGCGCGUGCAGUCGCAGCUGCGGGGUGGGCGAGACCCAGAGGACGCGGAAAGUCACGAUAAAGCCGCGCCGGGGUGGCGCACCGUGUCCGCCGCUGAAGGAAACCAAGUGGUGUGGUAGCGUCAAUCCGUGCUCGGAGAAUAAACCGAUCGUCGACUAUCAUUGGUAGUCAUCGUCCGCGUCGGUCCCCUUCCACGAACACGUGUACCAAAGUGACUCGCUCACGGACGAAAGGUCGUGUAAGCCAAAGACGGGCAAGACGAGCGAGGAGUGACUUAUGCGAGAAACGCACGCUGGGACGCGAAUAUGAUGAAAUAAUUCAAUGAAUGGAAAAAUUAAUACAGACUGGAGAAGAGAGUAUCUUUUUUAUAUAUCUCUCAGUACAUAUAGUCACCGCAACAUGACUAGACGUGUAUUUAUGGGACAUGCCGGGUGUCCCAUUUAGAAAAAAACAAAAUAACAUCUCUGCGUGAUUUGACAAUAUGCGUUACACGAAAAUUCAUAAACAAUAUCUGAUAUUUUAAGAUAAAAGAAUUAGUAACUGUUGCAGCGAUUACAUUGGCAUCGGACGAUAAUACCGUGUGCAUUCACACAGAUAUGACUGUAAUGACCAUGCAUAGCGAAAUUUCGCGUAAUUCCGUUGCUAUUAAAUCCCGUUUGAUAUAAUGAGUGACCGUGACGAGAAAGAGCGUCGAGUCAUAUAAUCGAACGAUAUAAUACAUUUCAUUACAAUUAGUAUAUAUUCGCAGCCAUUACAUAUUUUCGCAAACAAGCGGAGAAGCAUUAUCACAUACGGCUGCUUUAUUUCACUCGCUCGCAUUUAUUGUCGUUUGAUGUCACGUUCGUCGUGCGAUACGUAUAGGUACGUAUCGCUUGGACCGCGAAUAUUGAAAACACAAAGAUUGCCAAAGAGAAAUUCGAAUAGCUGACUCGCGUCGUAUCGCGUUUCCGCGUGUAUCACUAAAAUGCGUUUGAGGCUCGAUUUUCACUCCGAGCGCACGGCGUUUCGAUCUUUUUUGUUUUCAGAAUAAUUGAACAAUCGGCAUUGUUUAUUGAAUUUGUUAUAGCGAAGUUACAGCAAAAAUGAAAAAAGCAAAAAAAAAAGCUAAGUCGCAAA